Prorocentrum cordatum is the source of this 1974-nucleotide messenger RNA. NCBI's taxonomy places the organism in Eukaryota, Dinophyceae, Prorocentrales, Prorocentraceae. The record is from the annotation of a GenBank genome assembly.
AUGUCGAUGAAGGUGCAAGACCUGGAGUCGAAGCACAAGGCCGCUGAGUUGGACGCCGCGGACGAGCGGCAGCGGGCCGAGCGGUACAGGGGUGAGCUGGAGAGCGUGCGCUUCGAGGUCGACCGCCACAAGAGCCGCGCGGAAAGCGCCGAGCGGGAGCGCGACAUGCACAUGGAGGCCGCCAAGCGGCACGAGGACAGCCUGAAGCGCAAGCACGAGGAGGUCUCCGAGCACCUCGCCCGGACGGACCGGCAGGCCCGGGAGGCGGAGGAGCUGCGGGCCCAGCUGCGGAGGCGGGAGGACCGGCUGGGGCGCCUCCACGGCGGCGUUGGCGCGACUGGCGCGACGGUCCUAGCUGCGGGCAGCACCGCGCAAGGGAGUUCCCCCGCUGUUUUACCGAAGGUGGUGGACAUCGUGCAGGCGGGGGUGAAGGUCAGCCUCAAGAUCAGGAACCCCGCCUACUCUGGCCUGCUCCGCGCGCAAGGAGGCUUCGGCAGCACCGCGCCGCGCCGCCCCCGCACUGGGCCAGCCGCGGGGACCACGCCGAGCAGAGGCCGCUGGGCCUGCGGGAGCUCCGGGGCCAGGUGCAGAGCGCGAUCGAGGAGGCCGUGCACGUCGAGAUCCAGAAGUCCCUGGGCUCGGACAGACGCGGCGGAGGAGGAGUCGCUGUCCUCCGUGGGCUUCCGGUGCAGCUUCGGCAGCUUCCGGUGCGAGGCCGACGGGGGCGCCCAGUGCAUUUCCGUUGAGGCCGUGCUGUUCCCUCCCAGGUGGAUUUUGGCCAACGAGAGGUUCUCGUGGUUGACUUGCGUCGGCUUGAAGGACGGCAAGGAGGACAAGGGCAGCACGCCCGCCGAGCAGGCAGAGGGCGAGGCGGAGGCGCAGCGGGGGGAGCUGGAAAAGAAGCUGGGCGGGCUGGGCGUCUGCCUCGAGGAAUCCCUGCGAAGGCGCGGGCUGCUGGAAGAGGAGCGGGAGAACAAGAAGGGCUCCGGCAAGAAGAAGGAGGACCGCCCGCGGGGCACCGACGAGGAGAACGCGGCUGCUGCGAAAAUCCAGGCUCCGAUGGUGGAGGUCGUGGGGCUGAGGCUCGUGAGGCUGCUGCUGGGGGAGCGGCUCCUGGGGCACUGCAAGGACCCCGUGGUGCACGAGCCGAAGGCGACGGGACAGCCUAAGCCGCAAGAGCACACGUCCUCAAUGUACGAUCGCGGCUUGGAGCACAUCAAGAAGAAGGAAGAGAAGCUCAAGGAUAAGACGGAUCAACUUGUGAGGGAGGCCGACGAGCGCCUUCAGGCGUCGAAGGCGCGGCCGGGCGCCUCCCAGUCCGAGAAGCUCCUCGCGGCCAGGAACGCGCUCCGCCCGCAGACCGCCGACAAGCCGGCGGGCCGGGUCACCAUCGCCGCCUCGUCGAAGCCCUUCGUCGAGCGUGCGCUAGCGUACGGCAAAUUGAAAGAGAAGUUUCGACAGACCUCGAAGGAGCAGCUCGAGCGCGAAGAGGACGAGCGCGUGAAGGCAUCCAAGGUGCCCAUGAGCCCGACGUCCGUGCGCUUGACCCACGGUUUCGACGCCGAGCAGCGGCGACGGGCGCACCUCCGGCGGAGGGAGAGACGCCUGGAGGAGCUCCGGCUGCGCGCCGUGGAGACCGAACUGGCGGAGUGCACCUUCCGGCCGCAGCUGAGCCCGGGGACGCUCGAGAUGCCCACCAGCGCGGGGUCUCCCGGGUCGAGAUCGUCGCCCUACAGCGCCCGCGGCAGUGCCUUCGACGGCUUUCCGGACGACGACUUUGCCAGCGCAGACGGCUCAUCUAGCCCGAUGCCGCCGGCGUCCCCGCGGUCUUUACAGCGCUGGCAGGCUGGCAGGCCCGCCUCCGCGCCCCUGUCCAUCGGGGCCGCGGCGGUCGCCAAGGGCGCGCGCAUUCCGCAGGUUCGCAGCCUCCACCCCGACGAUUUCGCGGACGUGGUGGCAAUUGUUCGCCGGUAG